Messenger RNA from Agrilus planipennis (emerald ash borer), 3564 nucleotides. It is a transcript of the gene Ube3a, whose product is annotated as ubiquitin-protein ligase E3A. Gene Ontology annotation, molecular function: ubiquitin protein ligase activity. Lineage: Eukaryota; Metazoa; Arthropoda; Insecta; Coleoptera; Buprestidae. The record is from RefSeq and is a predicted model, not a curated record. The transcript is spliced from 13 exons. Gene Ontology annotation, biological process: protein polyubiquitination. The coding region runs from base 187 to 2871 and encodes 894 amino acids.
AUCUAGUAACCACUGUCGUAAGAAGAGUUAAAAAUAAAAAGCAAAUCAAUUAACGUAAAUAAGUUUUUGUUAAAAAAAUUAGACAAAACAAAGAACUGUAUGUGAAUAAUAGACCUGGAAUUUAUUGUUUUGGAUUUCUAACCCUGCACAUUUUAUUUUGUUUAAUACAGUUUCAAACAAUAUUCUAUGAACUCGGAAGAAAAAUCUAAUAGUGAAGACGUUGCUUCAAGGAUUGACCAAGAGGCUUCGUCUAGUGCUGUUGGAAGUGACUCUGAAUCAUCAAAUUCAAGCGAUAAAAAAGACGAUAUGAAGCGUGUAGCAGCAAAAAAACUAAUAGAAAAAUAUUUUUAUCAAUUGACAGACGGUUGUGGUAAUCCUGCCUGUGAUAAUAAAUACUGUGCAUCUAGCGAAGAGUUUAUUUACAAAGUUGAAAAUCUUACUCCAAAUCAAGCAGCUGCAGAAGCAAUCCAGCUUUUCUCACAAGACGCCCGGUUAUGUGAUAGGCAUCCAAACAAAAUGCCAAGAACUCACAAUGAAAAAAGACUCUUGGGCAGUAUGUCCAAUAGGAUCAAUCACAAGAAUCCUGUAACACCUUCAAAUGAUAUAAUGAUAAACAAUAGCUCUAACAGUAAAAACAGAUUUAAAGAAUUUAAGAAAGAAAAGACAAUUCCUUUUCUAACAGAAGAAAGACUGUUCGAAAUCCUGGACGAUUGCGAAGAACACAAAAAUUAUGCGAGGCUUAUUCGCACCCUAGGAGAGAUUUACUCAAGUAUUGAUUCACUUUCACGCAGUUUUCUGCAAUCAGAUACCUCUCCCGUACCUGACAUUCUGGACAGAGCUGCAGGCGAUCUUAGCGGUCUUAAAAAGGAGGUAGUUCGUUCUUUGGAAGGGGAAAAGGACAAGGACGAAGACAGUUGCAUGGUGUCCCCUUCGAGCGAUCGUGGCACCAAGUCCAACCUACCAGUAGACCUGCCCUCCGUUCGAAGAGCUUACACGGCCCUCUUCAAACUUCCUACAUCUAUAUUCGAAAAUGCCUUAGUCAAUGCACUAGUCACUUUAGCCGGAAACUUGCAAAUGGAAUUGACCGCCAGGAUGAAUCAGUACUCUGAUGACGACAUUAUUAACACUUUAUUGAUCGUCUUUGAGAUACCAGCACUGGGAUCCGGUGACUUUUUGGAGACGGCCCUUCCAGCUGUAUGCAGGGCCGCAUCAGGUUUGUCGGUGGAAAUGCAAGCAAAAUUGGCCACUGCGUGGUCAGAGCAGGGCCGCACCAGUAUACGUAUGAUCUUAGAGAAUCUACACCAACUAGUCACCCUAAGGGUUAUUGUGACCCAGUUUCACAGGGACUUCUACGUCCAAGACGAAAAUAUUAUCACUUCGGCUACCAAAUUGAUGAAAGUGUUGUAUUACUCGAAUGUACUCGCGGGGGAGUUAGAAUCUGCUCACUUGAGAUACGACGAUUAUAGUUCGGCAGAUGACCCACAUUGGGGUGCAAAACAGCCAAAAAAUGUGCUGCCAGUGGAUUUAUUGGCUCAAGUACUCGGUGUAAAUAUUCUAGAUUGUCGUAAGCCCUAUAUACCGUUUAGUGAAUUUUAUAAUGAGCCCCUUAGCGAUGCGGUCGAAAUGGAUAAAGAUUUUGCUUAUUUUAAAAGCGAAUUAGGAAAGUUCAGUUUUAUGAACUACGCCUUCAUUUUGACCCCUGCUACCAAAACAUUAGGAUUAUAUUUUGAUAACAGGAUAAGAAUGUACUCUGAGAGAAGGAUAAGUUUUUUUCAGAGUGUCGCCGGUCAACCUUCGAAUCCUUACCUACGCCUUAAAGUCAGAAGGGAUCAUAUUAUAGACGAUGCCUUAGUCGAGUUAGAGAUGAUUGCCAUGGAGAACCCGUUAGACCUAAAGAAACAGCUGGUCGUGGAAUUUGAAGGUGAACAAGGUAUCGACGAGGGCGGUGUAUCUAAAGAAUUUUUUCAGUUGGUUAUAGAGGAGAUUUUUAAUCCGGAUUAUGCCAUGUUCACAUUCGAAAAUGAUUCGGAAACGGCUUGGUUUAAUCCAACAAGUUUCGAAAGUGACGCCCAGUUUACGUUAAUCGGGAUAGUUUUAGGCCUGGCCAUUUACAAUAACAUUAUUCUAGCAGUUAAUUUCCCAAUGGUCGUUUAUAGGAAGUUGAUGGGGAAAAGGGGAUCUUACGAAGACCUUUUAGAAUGGAAUCCUACAAUAUACAAUAGUUUAAAGCAACUUUUGGAGUAUGAUGAGCCAGAUAUUGAGGACGUUUUUAUGCAGACGUUUCGAAUAAGUUAUCAGGACGUUUUUGGAUCAAUAAUUUAUCACGAUCUGAAGGAAAACGGCGAUCAGAUCAAUGUUACGCACCAAAAUAAACAUGAAUUUGUGGAUUUGUACGCCGACUACAUGUUGAACAAAUCAGUCGAGAAACAGUUCAGGGCCUUCUACAGGGGCUUUCAAAUGGUCACCGACGAGUCCCUAUUGGAAUUGUUGUUUCGUCCUGAAGAAAUUGAACUUCUCAUAUGUGGAAGUAAAAAUUUCGACUUUGACGAGUUGGAAGGGGCCACAGAAUACGAUGGGGGUUACACGAGUGAUACACCUAUAAUAAAACACUUUUGGUCAGUGGUACAUUCGUUAUCGAUGGAGGACAAACGAAAGUUGCUCCAGUUCGCAACAGGGUCGGACCGAGUACCUUUAGGAGGCCUUAGCAAAUUGAAAUUGGUCAUUGCAAGAAACGGCACCGAUUCUGACAGGUUACCAACAGCGCAUACAUGUUUUAACGUGCUCCUCCUCCCGGAAUACGACACGAAAGAAAAGCUCAAAGACAGACUUAUCAAAGCCAUCAAUUAUUCGAAAGGAUUCGGUAUGUUGUAAAUAAUUUUUGUUGUUUCCCGUGUUUAUUGAAUCGUGAUCGGAAAUGACGGUUGUAUAAGAGGUGGUAAAUGUGGUCGUUUUUCGCGACAAAUGAACGAAAACAGAAGCCGAAUGACGAUUGUCAGUCUCGUUGAAUUGUAUUGUAAGAAAAGGAAGUGUUCGUCCAAAUGUGGACGUGUUACGGUGAGGAUUGUUGAUUUUCAUUUAAUUUGUCUAUUAUUAUAUUUCUUUCCUUUUUUUAAAUUAAGUGGAAAAGUGAUUUUCCCUACUCGUCUUUUUUUUUUUCGAGGGCAAUACUAAAAAAAAGAUUUUAAGUUUAGCUCACGCUUUAUUAAAUUUUCCCCGAUGUAAAUUGAAUUGUACACACUUAUACAGCUUAUUAUCACUAUUAUUAUACUAUUAUCAUGCUAAAAACAAGAGAGCAUGUAUAAUAGUCUUGGUAAUUUUAUAUGGAACUCCCAGCCUAAUAUUCGUUUUAUAUAAUUAUAAUAAAGUGUGUAUGUGUUAUUACUACUAUUAUUAUUAUUAUCAUCAUGUCGUCAUUGUUAAGUAAUCAGUUUAUUCUCAUUUUUUAUCAUUAUUUUUAUUGUUUAUUUCGUUCUUUCGUUUUGUAAAUAUUUGCAAUUAUCGUAGGAACUCUUAAUUUAAACGUUUUAUGUAUUUGAGUGUCAAAAAGUAAACAUUAAAAUAAAU